Messenger RNA from Achroia grisella, 1251 nucleotides. RefSeq lists its product as uncharacterized. The transcript has 2 exons. The record is from RefSeq and is a predicted model, not a curated record. Lineage: Eukaryota; Metazoa; Arthropoda; Insecta; Lepidoptera; Pyralidae. Gene Ontology annotation, biological process: regulation of transcription by RNA polymerase II. Gene Ontology annotation, cellular component: nucleus; transcription regulator complex. Bases 114 to 791 code for a protein of 225 amino acids.
GAAGGACCAAGUCGCGCGGGGAGAGAACGCGAGCUAUCGCCGGAGUCCGAGGCCGGCAACCGCCGACCAGUGCUGUGGCGAUUCCAGUCCGGUUACAAGUUACAACAGCACGCAUGGAAGCAUUUAUAAAAGGUGUGCGAUCCCAACCCUGCCUAUGGAACCCACUGCAUCCUGAUUACCGGGAGAUGCAAGUCCGAGACAACGCAUGGCAGAAUGUCGUAAAUAUCAGCAAGAACAAUUCUAUACCGAAUAUAAAGGCAGCAAGAAAUGAAUGGAAAAAACUUCGUGAUAACCAUCGAGAGGCUCUAAAACGAGCUAAAUUAGGACAAAACAAAUUAUUACCAGCUCAAAUAACAACUUGGAAGUACGCUAAAGCCAUGCAAUUCUUAGAACCUCAUAUGAAAUAUCGAAUUACAGAGAACAUUGAAAUGGAUCCUCCCGAUGGAACGCCCUCCAAGUACGUUGAACAAGAUGUGUCCACGACAGAAAACGCCGAAUUAGAAACCAGAGAUAGUCCAAAAAAUAAAAGACGUUACAUUGAUUGUUACACAGACAAAUCAAGUCAGCACAAUAAUACAGACGCAUUGGGCUCAUUUUUUAAUUGCAUGCUAAAAAGUACACGAGUAAUGCCACUAUGGAUGCAAACGCAAGUGAAAAAGAAGAUAUUCGCUGUAAUAAUAGAAGCAGAAGAACAUCUGUCUAGUGAUCAAAUUGAUACUAAAGCCGAAAAUAAUUAUUUUACGAUAAAUAAAAUCAAAUCAGAAGUUUUUUCAGAGGAUAGUUAUGAUUAAUUCCGAAUCAGUAUAAAUAUUGUAAUUAUAAUAAGUAUACAACAAAAUCUUUAUAAUUUCAGUAGUUUUCUUGUACAUUAUUUGAAAUAGUACAAUCACCAUUGUAAUUUAUAAACAUCAUUUGUAUGAAAUUUUAAAAUAAUUACGGCCUUAAGCAGUGAAGGGAUUAUAUAUUUUUUGUUCUGUAUAUAAACAUAUAUUAUACUUAAUACAUAUCUCACUCAUAUGGUGUUACAACAAAUCACAAUGUUUUGUUUAGAAAUGUCUACUAUAGAUAAAUAGAAUAGUGUAUAAGGAAGAUACCUAUAUACCUACAUCUUAUUAUAAAAAAAUACCUGCUUAUUUUUAUAAAAAAAUGGACAUUUACCAUCCUUAUGUAUUUUUUGUAGAAUAUCUAUUGCAGAUGCAGUAGAAUAAAAUUGCCAAUCUUCAAGCUCAACAGAAUUUGAACGAAUGCGUA